Molecule: messenger RNA, 1158 nt
Organism: Rhodotorula toruloides NP11
Lineage: Eukaryota; Fungi; Basidiomycota; Microbotryomycetes; Sporidiobolales; Sporidiobolaceae
Product: dihydrodiol dehydrogenase / D-xylose 1-dehydrogenase (NADP)
Exons: 4
Coding region: 1-1158 (385 amino acids)
Molecular function (GO): nucleotide binding
Source: RefSeq, a predicted model, not a curated record
AUGGUCUACACGCUUCGCUGGGGCAUCCUCUCGACAGGUCGCAUCGCCACCGAGUUCUCCCUCGACCUCCUCAUCGACCCUUCGACUCGCCAGGUCUGCCACGUCGCGCACCGCAUCGUCGCAGUCGGUUCCCGCUCGAAGAACUCGGCGCAGAAGUUCGUCGAUAACGUGUGGAGCGAGGCGGGCGUCAAGGAGGGCAAGGAGCAGGUCACGCUGUAUGGCUCGUACGACGAGUUGCUCGCCGACAAGGACGUCGACUGCAUCUACAUCGGCACGCCUCACUCGCACCACUACGCCAAUGCCCAUGCCGCCCUCUCCGCCGGCAAGAACGUCCUCUGCGAAAAGUCGCUCGUCGUCAACGCCGCUCAGGCAAAAGCGCUCAUCGACCUCGCCCGCUCGAAGGACCUCUUCCUCAUGGAAGCGGUCUGGCUACGCUUCCAACCUUGUAUGGUGAAGAUGCGGGAGCUGUUGCCGACUAUUGGAGACGUGCGCGGAGCGUCUGCAGAGUUGUGCUGCAACUUUGCGCCGCAAGAACGGACGGAGCCGGACGCUCGUUUGUUCAAUCCGAAGCUGGCGGGAGGCGCUCUUCUCGACCUAGGCCCCUACCCCUGGACGCACCUCGCCCUCGCUCUUCUCCCUCCGUCUUCUUCGUCCACCGAGCCUCUACCCGUCCCCAAAAUCACCUCCUCCAUGGUCAAGACAACGACAGGCGUCGACCGCGCCGUCGUUGCAGGCAUCACCUUCAUCCAGCCGGACGGACGCGAAGUCCUCGGUUCCUUCGUCACUGCCCAAGACCGCCAAUCGCCUAUCACUCGCUGUUCCCUCAUCCAAGGGUCGCACGGCUUCAUCGAGAUCGGCGGACCGCCCAUCCGGCCAUGGAUCAUCACCGUCACUCGGUGGAAGAACGAGGAGAACCUCUCGCUCUCCAGGACUCUGCCGGACGAGACGGAGACGUACGAUUUCCGUGAGCAGCCGGGCGGGAUGCGAGGGUGUGCGUGGGAGGCGGACGACGUAGCGCGGUGCAUCAGGGAUGGGAAGAAGGAGAGCGAGCGGAUGCCGCUGCGAGAGUCGCUCCUCAUGAUGCAGGUCUUCGACGAGAUACGAAGACAGCACGACUUUGCUUUCCCUGCAGAGAUCGAAAGCGUCGAGCUGCUGUAG